AUGCCAUCACGAAAGCUCCGCGUGGCUGCGGCCCAGAUGGGCGCAACACAUUACAACGACCCCCGGCCCAAGACAUUGAACCGCAUGAUAUCACUUCUUGAAGCCGCAGCCGCAAAGGGAGCACAACUAGCCCUCUUCCCCGAAGCCGCCUUCACAACCUUCUUCCCCCGACACCUGAUCAACGACCCCUCGGAACUUGACUCUUUCUUCGAGCACGGCGAUGUAGCGACGCAGCCGCAGACAAAGCCGCUCUUUGAUAAGGCCAACCAGCUCGGCGUCGACAUCUCGGUCGGCUUUGCCGAAAAAGCCGACAAUGGCGAAACCUUCAACUCCUGCAUCUACUACCACGCAAAGAGCGGCUCUGUCCUCUCAAAAUACCGCAAGAUUCAUCUCCCUGGUGAUUUUGAGCCCUUUGCGGAUCCAGAUGCCACAAACCAGCUGGAAAAGCGCUACUUCAAGCCCGGUGACCUCGGGUGGAAUGCGUUCCGGGUACCCGAUCUGACGGAGCCGGAUGCGGCACCGGAGCGCGGGGACCCCAUCUUCGGCAUGAUGAUCUGCAACGACAGGAGAUGGGCCGAGAGCUGGCGCGUCCUGGGUCUGCAGGGCGUCGAGGUCGUGCUCUGUGGCUACAACACAGCCGGCUUCGCGCCGCAUCUCUGGGGAACUAGCGCCAGCAUGGAUCCGGACGAGGCGAGGAACAAGGCCGUCUUCCAUCACAAGUUGGUGAUGCAGGCUCAUAGUUACACGAAUGCCUGCUUCAGUAUAAGUGCAGCGAGGUGCGGUCUUGACGAUGGGAAGUACGACCUGAUUGGCGGAAGCUGCAUCACAGGACCGGAGGGCGAGGUCAUCGCCGAGGCAUCUACGACAGAGGAUGAGGUCGUCUAUGCGGAAAUCAACCUGGACGAGUGCCGGCCAGGCAAAGAACGCACAUUUGACUUUGCCAGACAUCGUCGCGUGGAGCAUUACAGUCGCAUCACGGAACAGACCGGCGUCGUGGAGCCUCCCAAGCUCACAUCUGCCACCGAGCAGAAUCACGAUAGAGCAGCAAGCAAUAGCAUCACACCCCGAAAGACUGAAAAGAAGAUCCGCAUCCUCCUCAUCAACCCAAACAGCACCCGCGCCAUGACCGACGCCUGCGUCGCAAUGGUCGAGAGCCAAUUACCCCCAGACGUCCUCGUAACAGGCUUUACGGCGCCCCGGCCGGCGCCCUCAGCCAUCGAAGGCAGCUUCGACAACGUAAUGUCCGCGGCGGCUGCGGCCCGCGCCGUCCUGCCCCUCGCGGCAACACACGAUGCCGUCUUGGUGGCGUGUUACUCUGAUCAC
Messenger RNA from Colletotrichum godetiae, 1323 nucleotides. Its product is annotated as carbon-nitrogen hydrolase. The record is from RefSeq and is a predicted model, not a curated record. Gene Ontology annotation, molecular function: beta-ureidopropionase activity. NCBI's taxonomy places the organism in Eukaryota, Fungi, Ascomycota, Sordariomycetes, Glomerellales, Glomerellaceae. The annotation marks the transcript as partial. The transcript has a single exon.